AUGUCGCCGCCCUACGACAGAUACGACCGCGGGUCCUCGCGGCGAGGCGUGUGGACGCACUGGGUGCCGCUUGCCGUGACGCUCACCGUCGCCACCGCCGGCCUCGCUGCCUGGGCAUGGAGGCAAUCCCGCGACGAUGAAAACGACCACGUCGAACCCGGCCUGGACUACGAGAAUGCCGACUACGGCGACAACCCACCUUAUGGCGCCUCGAGCCGGGACGCUCCUUCAGGGAAGCCGCCUCUACAAGACGACCAAAGCCGCAGAGAAGCGCCCGCCCCGAGCGACGUGUCUGGAUCGGGCUGGGGAGCCCGCAUGUCGGGGGCGCUGCGGCGCACGCCGAGCCCUCAGCAGUUUUUUGAUUCUACAGGCAAGACGGUCGCGGCUGGCGUCGCUGCGGCUGGCGCCGUAGUCGGCAAGGCCUUGGCCUCCAUCCGCGAGGAGGACAGGGCCUAUUCCGAGAACCCUUGGUCCGAAGAGGCGGACGCCAAGCAGGAUCGCGCGCCCCCAGCGUGGGAGAAGAGGCGAAGGGCAGUCGCAGUCGUCGUCUCUGCCGACACCCAGAUCCCCCAACAAAGCGCGGGACAGUCGAUCUUAUCGCACAUCCCGCGCCACAAUGACCUGUCUGCGAUCAAGCUAUACAUCUUGAUCUACGCCCCAGAGCUGAAGGAAACUGCGCUGGAUACUAUUACCAUGCAGAGUCCCGGUGGGGGCUCCAAGAGUCCGCUCGCGAGCUCGUCCAGCGGCAACGCGGCGUUCGGCGCCAUCUACUCGCAGGCACUCGGCCUGGUGGAUAAGGAGGCCAUGAUUCUCCCAUUCACCACCCCCACCGGACACAGCCACAUUCUCCGCCACAUCCAACCAGAGAUCAUCUAUCUGCAAGAGUCUCUCAGCGGCGAGAAUGGCAGCGUCGUCGCGAACCUGCAGACCUGGCUGCGACACGACGUCGUCUUGGUCGUCGGCGCCGAGAGCGGCUCUGGAGGCCUCGCCGACAGCGAAUCCGAGGCGGAGAAGAGCGGCAAGGCUGACAAGUGGUGGCAGAAGCCUGAAAAAGUGGGUCGCGGGCGUGGCGUGGUGGUGGUGGACGGGAUGCGCGUGCACGACGACUGGGUUCGUCGAGUCCAGGGGCGAGAAUGA
This is a messenger RNA of Hirsutella rhossiliensis, 1137 nucleotides long. RefSeq names its product peroxin Pex22-like protein. Lineage: Eukaryota; Fungi; Ascomycota; Sordariomycetes; Hypocreales; Ophiocordycipitaceae. The coding region runs from base 1 to 1137 and encodes 378 amino acids. The transcript has 4 exons. The record is from RefSeq and is a predicted model, not a curated record.